Molecule: messenger RNA, 1377 nt
Organism: Trematosphaeria pertusa
Lineage: Eukaryota; Fungi; Ascomycota; Dothideomycetes; Pleosporales; Trematosphaeriaceae
Product: peroxisomal d3,d2-enoyl-CoA isomeras-like protein
Exons: 2
Coding region: 296-1111 (271 amino acids)
Biological process (GO): fatty acid beta-oxidation
Cellular component (GO): peroxisomal matrix
Source: RefSeq, a predicted model, not a curated record
CUCCAAACUACAACAAAGCUCCAGGCAGGUUGACUUGGGCGCCCGCUCAGGAACCUCUUGUGCGAGGCUUCCUCUGCUCAUCCAACAUGUCUCUCGCAAAAGGAUGAAUACCCAUCACCACUGACCUAUCAAAGCUUGUCAUUCUCCGCAAUCCAACGUGCCUCGGCUCGCUGCGUCACGACUCUGCCUGUCGCUGUCAUCUUCCCCAGAUAUACUUCCAGCUCCAAUCGACACUCUUCUUUGACUCCUGUUUCUUCUUAAAGAUUAUUGACCGCAUACGAAAAUCCCACACACAAUGGCAGACGACGGCAUCCUCAUCGAAUACAAAGGCAAAGUCGCCAUCAUCACGCUCAACCAGCCCAAGAAGCUCAAUGCCCUAAGCCAAGAUCUCUACUACAAGCUCGCGACAGCAAUGCACGAAGUCGCCGAGCGCGACGACAUCUACAUCACCGUCCUAACAGGCCGGGGUCGCUUCUUCUCCGCCGGCGCAGACGUCUCCAUCGGCGCCUCGACCUCCCCAUCCGGCUCCGACACACACCGGCACUACCUCAAGAACUUCGUCUCCAACAACCUGCACAUAACGCAUGCCUUCUACACGCACCCCAAGAUCCUAGUCACCGCGCUCAACGGCCCCGGCGUCGGGCUCUCCGCCGCGCUCAUCGCCUUCUCAGACUUCAUCUACGCGGCGCCGCACGCCUUCCUGCUCACGCCGUUCAGCUCGCUCGGGCUGGUCGCCGAAGGCGGCGCCUCGGUUGGCUUCGUGCGGCGGCUGGGCAUCAGCAAGGCGAACGAGGCGCUGAUCAUGAGCAAGCGGAUUACGUGCGAGGAGCUUGUGCAGACGGGGUUUGUCAACAAGGUGAUUGAUGUGGGGAGCAAGGAUAGCCCGCGGUUUCUGGAGGAGGUGCUGAGGGAGGUUGAGGAGCGGCUGGGCGGGCAUUUGAAUAGCGAGAGCUUGAUUAAGAUCAAGGCGCUGAUUCGGAAGCCGGAGAUGGAGACGCUGGAUCGGCAGGGCGUGGAGGAGGUGUUUGCGGGGCUGCAGCGGUUUAUGAAGGGGGUGCCGCAGGAGGAGUUUAGGAAGAUUGCGAGUGGGGAGAAGAAGCAUAAGCUGUAGUAGGCUAGGGAGCGGCGGAGAUGUAAGAAGGCGGAAGGAAGGUUAUGUGUAGUUUAUGUACUUGAUUUAUGCUAGCGAGACUCCGCCUUCGGUGGUCAACAGUUCGCCGCCAAUUGGCUCAUCUUUACCCAGGGCGGGUUUGCCGGUUGAGGGAGGGUUUUGCUCUUCGUCGGGUGGGGGCUUCUUCUUGUACGCCUUUUCCUGCUCCUUUUGCUGAUGGCUUACAUAGCUUGAGUAGCGCAGCGCAACGAACAGCAUGAACGCAG